Fundulus heteroclitus (mummichog) is the source of this 7487-nucleotide messenger RNA. It is a transcript of the gene ubr3, whose product is annotated as ubiquitin protein ligase E3 component n-recognin 3. NCBI's taxonomy places the organism in Eukaryota, Metazoa, Chordata, Actinopteri, Cyprinodontiformes, Fundulidae. Gene Ontology annotation, molecular function: zinc ion binding; ubiquitin protein ligase activity. Gene Ontology annotation, biological process: protein ubiquitination; ubiquitin-dependent protein catabolic process via the N-end rule pathway. Gene Ontology annotation, cellular component: cytoplasm; ubiquitin ligase complex. The transcript has 39 exons. The record is from RefSeq and is a predicted model, not a curated record. The coding region runs from base 92 to 5644 and encodes 1850 amino acids.
GACUGGACUUGACUCCCGAGUAUCGCGAGAAAGCCCGAGAACAUGGAGACAAGACAACAAAAAUAAAUUUGUGGACAACAAGCCAGAGUGCAUGAUGGCGGCGUCGCUGCUGCGCCGGGACAAGAGAGCCACAGCCGCCCACUUGAAAGCGGACUUAACCCGGACUGACAACAGCUCGGGGCUCCGACAACUUCAGGAGCUGCUCGACGCCGUGCUGAAUCCCGAAAAGCCAGCCGCGGACACCGAAGCCCUGGACUGGUGUAAAUGUCUGAUCGCGGGAGGCGAAGGUUUCGAGGAGUUCUGUAAGACGGUCCGCUCCUAUGACAACGCGACUCUGUGCGGGCUGGUCUGGACGGCCAAUUUCGUGGCGUACCGAUGCCGGACCUGCGGCAUCUCUCCGUGCAUGUCGCUGUGUGCCGAGUGCUUCAACAACGGCGAGCACACAGGCCACGAUUUCAACAUGUUCAGGAGCCAGGCUGGUGGGGCCUGUGACUGUGGAGACAGUAAUGUCAUGCGAGACAGCGGGUUUUGCAGACGGCACAGGCUGAGAACUGGGGAAAAUGUUCCCUCCAUACCCCGAGAUCUUCUCUUGAUGUCUGAGAUGGUUCUGCCUCGCUUCAUCCUGUGCAUCAUACAGUAUCUGAGAGAUGGAUACGUUGAACCAGACACCUCAGCGGAGCGAGAUCUGCAGAAGGUUCUGCAGCAGCUGGAGCCUCAGAUCACUUUCUUGGAGGAGCUCACGAAGAUGGGAGGAGCGAUGAGGACUGUACUGACAAAGAUCUUGACCAAUCAGCAAACGUACAAGGAGCUCAGCAUGGGCCAGGAGGAGAACGUGUACGCUAAAAAGAACUACGACAAGUAUUUGUCAGCGUUGAAGAAUUCAGGUCUGGUGUCGGUGGAGGAGAAAAGCCAAGGGGGCGCUGCCGCUGCCGCUGCUGCUGCUGAUGUUGCCGUUGGAGCUGAAGGAGGCGCUGGAGCGAUGGUCCUGCUAGGAACCAGUGGACCAGGAAGCCCAGAUGACUCUACUAAAGAGGAGGAUCAAGAUGGAGGACAGUUUGUUGGCCAGAGGAAGAGGGUUAAACUUAGCAGCAGUACCAAAGACCCAUACAUUAUUGAUUCCCUAAAGCACAAAUGCUUUCUGGAAGAGUUGCUGUUCUGGACAAUAAAGUUUGAGUUCCCCCAGAAAAUGGUCACCUUCUUAUUAAACAUGUUGCCAGAUCAGGAUUACAAGAUCACGUUCACAAAGACGUUCGUUCAGCAUUACGCCUUCAUCAUGAAAACGCUGAUGAAGAGCCACGAGUCGGACACGAUGUCCAACCGCAUCGUGCACAUCAGCGUGCAGCUGUUCAGCAACGAGGAGCUGGCCCGACACAUGACGGAGGAGUGCCAGCUGCUGGACAUCAUGGUCACUGUGCUGCUCUACAUGAUGGAAAGUUGCCUUAUUAAAAGUGAACUUCAGGAUGAAGAGAACAAUCGCCACGUCGUGGUAAACUGCAGUGAAGCACUACUAAAGAACAACACUUACUGGCCCCUCGUUAGUGACUUUAUCAACAUCCUCUCACACCAAAGUGUAGCGAAAAAGUUCCUGGAAGACCAUUCCUUGUUGAUGCUCUGGAUGAGCUUCGUGUCAUUUUUCCAAGGUAUGAACCUGAAUAAGCGGGAGCUGAACGAGCAUGUGGAGUUUGAGUCUCAAACAUACUAUGCAGCCUUUGCAGCAGAGCUCGAGGCCUGUGCCCAGCCAAUGUGGGGUCUCUUGACACACUGCAAAGUCAAAGAGACGCAGGAAUAUACAAAGACGGUGGUUCGCUAUUGCUUGGAGACCCUGCAGAUCUGGUUUGAUGCCAUCGGCUUCAUUGAUGAGCCUGCUCCAAAUCAAGUGACGUUUCACCUGCCACUCCACCGCUACUACGCCAUGUUCCUCAGCAGGGCUGUAAAAUGCCAGGGGCUGGACUUGGAUAGCCUCCUGCCUGAUCAGGAAAUGCUGAUGAAGAUUAUGGUGCAUCCACUCCAAAUUCAGGCGUGCCUGUCAGAGAUCCACAGCAACAUGUGGGUCAGGAAUGGGCUGCAGAUUAAAGGACAAGCUAUGACUUACGUGCAAUCACACUUCUGCAACUCCAUGAUAGACCCAGACAUCUACCUCCUGCAGGUUUGUGCAUCAAGACUGGAUCCUGACUACUUCAUUUCAAGUGUUUUUGAGAGAUUUAAAGUGGUCGACCUCCUGACGAUGGCGUCUCAGCACCAGAAUGCUGUGUUGGAUUCUGAGCAGGAGAGGCCAAUGCUCGAAGGAGCGUUAACGUUUCUGGUCAUCCUGACAAGCCUCCGCAUUCAUCUGGGAAUGACGGACGACGAGAUCCUUCGAUCUGAGAUGGUCUCCCAGUUGUGCAUGAACGACCGAACCCACAGUGCACUGUUAGACCUUAUUCCUGAAAAUCCCAACCCAAAGAGUGGCAUUGUUCCGGGUAGCUGCAGUUUUGAGGAUGUGCUCUCCGCUGUAUCGGAUUUCAAGGCCCCUGUGUUUGAGCCCGGAGGCUCCAUGCAGCAGGGCAUGUACACACCCAAAGCUGAGGUGUGGGAGAAGGAGUUUGACCCCAUCAUGGUCGUCCUCAGGACCGUCUAUCGCCGGGAUGUUCAGUCAGCAAUGGACAGAUACUCAGCAUUUUUGAAACAGUAUGGCAUCCAUACUGGGAACCCAUGGCCACCUUACAAAGAGAGGACUCCUCUGCAUCCUUGUUACAAAGGUUUAAUUCGACUGUUGCAUUGCAAGACCCUGCACAUUGUCAUAUUCACGCUACUUUACAAGAUAUGGAUGGAUCACCAGAACAUGUCUGAACAUGUGCUGUGCAUGGUGCUCUACUUGAUCGAGCUGGGCUUGGACAACCAGGUUCAAGACAGCAAAGAGGAUGAGGAACCUUGCAUUGAGGAGCAUUGUCAUGAUAGCUGGUUCCCGGGCACCAAUCUUCUUUCCAACCUGCACCACGUCAUCAACUUUGUAAGGGUCCGGGUUCCUGAGACGGCGCCUGAAGUGAAGAGGGAGACCCCUCCCAGCACGAGCGCUGAAGCCUCUUCUUAUGGCCAGAACCUGCGAGAAGCUCAGGUGUUCAGCCUGGUGGCGGAGCGCCGCAGGAAGUUCCAGGAAAUGAUCAACAGGAACAGCACCGAAGCCGCUCAGGUCGUCAGGCCCAAGAGCUCCUCGACUCGCUGGGUCUCGCCAGGCACGCCCCCCCAGCUGGUGACCGAGAUCCUGGAGAUCCGCGAAAGCAUGCUGUCCCUCCUCGUCAAGCUGCACCAGAAGAUGUCGUCCAAGCAGAACUCCCUGUCGGCUUCCUGGUUGGACGAACCGGACACGAGCCGCCACGCUCACGGGGACGGGAUUACUGCCAUCGAGCGGAUCCUCACCAAGGCGGCCGCGCGCAGCUGCCAAAUCAAGCGCAGCAUCCAGGACAUCUGCGGAAAGGUGUGUCCCCCGGUGCCACCGAAGAAGAACAGUCCCUCUGACAAGAAAGCAAUGGACAAAGAAGAAAGGCGUCAGAGGGCCCGAGAGAGGCAACAGAAACUUUUGGCUGAGUUUGCUUCGAGGCAGAAGAGUUUCAUGGAAACAGCCAUGGAUGUUGAAUCUCCCGAGACCGAAGCAGCUAUGGAUUUAGGACCAUCUGAAGUGAUGGAGUCUGAGGUUCUGUAUGACUGUGUGAUCUGUGGUCAGAGCGGACCGUCCACCGAGGACCGGCCAACGGGAUUAGUGGUUCUGCUCCAGGCAUCCUCAGUUCUUGGACACCGAUGCAAAAGCAAACAACCAAAGCAGCUUCCAACGAGCGACGAAGAGCACAUAUAUCUUGCAGACACAUGCGGUGUUGCUCAUGAUGUCAGACUCACGCUGAUGCAACAGUUCUUCAAAGAUAGUUCAUGUUUGCAGUCUGUGUCAAUAGGCUGGGAUGGAGGAGUCUAUGUCCAGACCUGUGGACACACUUUGCAUAUAGAUUGCCAUAAAUCUUACAUGGAGUCUCUGAGGAAUGACCAGGUCCUCCAGGGUUUCUCUGUAGACAAGGGUGAAUUUACCUGCCCGCUGUGCCGGCAGUUUGCCAAUAGUGUCCUCCCAUGCCGUCCUGGGCGUGGCACAGAUGCGAGCGGAUGGCACACUCCCACGAACAAAGCGGCACGUGUUCUUGUGAAGGAGGUGGAGGAUCUACAGGAGAAACUCGGCCUUUUCCCAACGGAGUCCAAUUUGAGCAAAGAGAUGGAGUUAGUAAUCAAAGACAUCAAGAACACCACGCAGAAAAAAUACAUGGACUAUGGCAAAAACCCCGGAUCCCCGGAUAACGAUUUCCUCUUCAUGUAUUCAGUAGCAAGGACAAACCUGGAGCUGGAGCUGGUGCAUCGGGGAGGAAACAUGUGCUCCGGAGGAGCCAGUGCAGCGGCCAAGCGAUCAUGUCUAAAUCAGCUGUUCCACGUGUUGGCCAUGCACAUGAGACUCUACAGCAUCGAUUCGGCUUACAACCCGUGGACGAAGCUGACUCAGAUCGCGCAACACAAAGAGGCAGAUGGCUUUGAUGAGGAGCGACCUGAGGUCCCCAUGCUAUUUCGAGAUGUCCCAUCCCUCCUCAUCAUCUUUGUACUAACUAUGCCACAGCCUCUGCGUAAAGAGCACUUUACCUGUGUGAUCAAGAUGCUGUACAACCUGCAGUUCACUCAGGCUUUGGCUGCACUGUCAACCAAACUCAGCUAUGAAGAAAGGCAAGCCUGGGUCACAUCAGGUGCACUUAAGAAGAACGCUGCGAGUUCGGAGAAGUCCUUCGAAGCUCUGCUCAGUCACGUCAUCGGUGAACUUUCAAAGGACAAGAGUGUUUACAAGGUGAACAGCGAAGAAACUACAAUGCUGAGCUCCAGUGUGUGGUCGCCGCAGUCUAUUGAGUUCAGCCUGCAGCAGUUCUGCCUGCCCUUCCUUCGCCUCUCCUGCCUUCUGCAGCACCACCUUUACGGAGACAACCUGACCGGCUGCCCGGAGGAAGAGGAGUUCUCGUCUCUGGCUGUGUGUUUAGGGCUGUUGCCGUCAGCUCCUCAGCCUCCCAGCGCCGUACACAGUGCCUCAUGUCUGGAGUGGCCCUUCAACGCCUUUGACUUGGUGACGCAGUGGUGUGAUGAGGUCACAGGGCUAUCUCAGAUGCAACCUGAGCAAUCACUAAGCUUGCUGGUCCAUGAUCCUCAGUGGGCAGCGCCUCGCCUUCUUCAGCUACCUGACAACUACAACAUCAUCUUCCAGUACUAUCACAGAAAGGCCUGCACUGCCUGCAAAAAGGUGCCAAAAGACCCUGCGCUCUGCCUGGUUUGUGGCGCUUUCGUCUGUCUGAAAGGCGGGUGCUGCAAACAGCAGGGUACCUGUGAAUGUGUUUUGCACUCCCAACAUUGUGGCGCAGCUACGGGCAUCUUUCUACUGAUAAAUGCCUCAGUCAUCAUCAUCAUCCGGGGACAUCGUUUCUGUCUGUGGGGCUCUGUUUACCUUGACGCUCACGGGGAGGAAGAUCGAGAUUUACGCCGUGGCAAGCCUCUGUUCCUGUGUGAAGAGAGGUAUCGAGUGUUGGAGCAGCAGUGGGUUUCUCACACCUUCGAUCACAUCAAUAAACGCUGGGGGCCGCACUACAACGGACUCUAGGAUCUUCCAAAGUCCACUUAAAAAAAAAUAUAUAUAUACAAACAAACCCAAGAUAAAGAUGUUUUUAAUCAUUAUUAUUAUCAUUGUUAUUAUUAUGAUUUCCUGGCUCGUGUCUGCCUUGAUAAAAAAAAUAUUAGGAAAAUCCUUAAUAUGAGAAAAAACAAACUUCCAAUAAGGUUAUCGCUGCCACAGCUUUUGGUUUCUGUGACGUUUGGUGUACAGUCAUGCCUAAAAGAUUAACACGUGUGUGCGUUCAAGUGAUUUAUCGUGUGGUUUUCAACAGGAAAUAAGGAAUCUGAACUGGGCGAGAUCAAAAUAAAGAGAGAAUAGGUUUAUUCCCCAUCAACGUGGUCUGGAGCAGGCUUGGAAAAGUCGGCUCUGUUUGGCUUUGAAAGACGGAGAUCAAGGUAGACGUGCAUUUAGAAAGUAUAAUAUCAGAAUAGCAGAAAGUCCCGAACAGAAUUGAUACGUUUUUGCCCCGUUUUUGAUGAACACGCAUAUCCCUUUUAUUUAUCCCGGUGCACUCGGCUGCUCUGCCGCGGGUUUCCAGCUCCUAAUGAUUGAAACGACGUUUCUGCCGGCUGACGUGAUGGUAGGCCAGACCAAGUCCACCCAUCAAGACGCAAGAGUUUUCUUUCGCGAACAAGAAAAGACUCUUUCUGGGUCUAGUUGCAAUCCAUCCUCAGGAAUUUUUUUUCUUUCUUCCUCUUUUGUCGUCUUUGCUGUUUAAAAAAUAUGUUUUAGAUAUUUAAAUAAAGGCUGCUGCUCAUUGUUAAAGUAAUGUUAACUUUUGUGAAGAUUUUUUUUUUUUUUUUUUUUGUAAGGUUGUGCUUUGAGUUUACAGUUGAUGGCUGGGAAUGUGGAUUCAAACUCACUUUAAUGUUUAAGGAGGUAUGCGGUCGCCAUAUUUCACCCACUCCCAGGUGUCAUUAACCUGCCUUUUUAGUAUAUAUUUUUUUAUUUUAGUAUUAUAUUCUUUGGUUGAAUGUAAAGGAGAAAAAAAUAGCAACUCAAAUGAGUCACUUUUUUUCAGCUUCAUAAAUAUCACCGCGCAGGCAUCGAGUCCUGCUGCGUUGGCAAAACUGAGCUCCACGUCUGAACAACAACAACAACAAAAAAUAAAUAAAUAUCACAUCGAGUUUGUCGGGAGUUCAUCUCUCUAGAUCCUAAAAACUCAGCGAAACGUACGGUUCUUUUGAGAAGCCAGAACUCCUAAUUGAUCUCUCUGUGCUGUCAGAAAGGAUUCCUUCCUUUUCGGCGUCCUCAUCAAGUUCAUAUCUCCAGUACAGAGCAUUUCAUCAUGACUGUCUCUUACUCGUGCAUCAUCACCCAGUUGUAUCCAUUAUAAGAGCGUGCAUGGCAUCCCUUAAGCAGCCAUCGUUUGUGUGGGCUACCUAAUUUUCUGAUCAUCGCCUUGCUUUGUGGGAGGUUGGAGACGUGGCUCGGUCGUGCCUGCAAAGCUUCUGUCGAGGAUUACAACGCUGGGCCAAGUCGUGCUGCGAUGUGAGUUUAUCCAAAAAGCUCAUGGCAGAAACUUCCUAAAGAAUUGUUGCAUGCUGAUUUUCUUUCUCCCCAGAUUUCUUCCCUUUCUGUCUUUGUUUUUUUUUUUUUUUUUUUUUUUGGCUGUACCCACUUUGUAAAUGACCGCAACCAAAUAGCCAACGAGUAAUGGGUGUAAAAUUGUAACUGAAAGCUUCUGUGUGUUUUCCUGUGUGACUGAAGAGGGAAUACAGUACAUUACUGUAGAUGCUGACUCAAACUUUCUGAGUUUGACCAGGACGUAUGACUUGGGACAUUUAAUGCAAAAUGUAACAUAUGUGAAUAAAAUAUAAGCACACAUUGA